Zea mays is the source of this 3792-nucleotide messenger RNA. Its product is annotated as homeobox-leucine zipper protein HOX7. Lineage: Eukaryota; Viridiplantae; Streptophyta; Magnoliopsida; Poales; Poaceae. The record is from RefSeq and is a predicted model, not a curated record. Gene Ontology annotation, biological process: regulation of DNA-templated transcription. The transcript has 4 exons. Gene Ontology annotation, molecular function: DNA-binding transcription factor activity, RNA polymerase II-specific; sequence-specific DNA binding. The coding region runs from base 2476 to 3561 and encodes 361 amino acids.
CCCACCAUACACUAUAGUUUAGGGGACAAUGUAGAGGACUUUGUUGGACGUGUAGGGAAUCUGACUGAACCUACGUUUAGAGUACAUGACCAUAUAGUGGUUCUUGUUGGAGCCAGUCUAACAACAAUCACGAUAAAAUUUAGACUCUUGUUGGAGCCAGUCUAACAACAAUCGCGGUAAAAUUUAGAUUGUCUUUCUCCUCUGUUUGUGGCGCACUCGCUGCCGCUCGCUAUCCAUAGUUGUUGACUCACGCAUCGUCUCUUUCCAUUCACUCACGCGCUUGCUCUCGUGCCUGACCAGCGACCUCAGGAACCUCCCUAUGGGCACCGUCUCCUCCAUCGGCCUCUCUGUCUUCGCCACCUUCAGCGCCGACGAGGUGGCCAUGCUCGAGACGCUUGUCCUGCUCCCCGGCCAGGACGCCGAAAUUGCACGGGAAUCCUCCAGGCGCAGAGCAAGGUCUUCAUGCUGCCUAGUUCCGCUUCCGCGGGCGCACCGUCACCACCGCCUGGUUCUGUCUCCGUCGUCGGUCAGGGUCUGCGUUCGUGGCCCUGGGACUAGGAGCACAUGGUGCAGACAACAAGUGAGAACAUUGCUGAAGCCGACGCGUGCAAGGUAUUUGAGGAAAUGCCAAGCUGAUGCGAGAACACUACUAAACGCAAGCAUCCACGCGUUUUAAUUGAUUUGUCAUCAGUUCGUCAUUAUAUUCUUAAUAUUUAAGUAGUGUGGCUUAGAAAAAUGGCAUAGACAAAAUGAUAGUAUAUCUAAAAGCUACUUAUACAAUUUCAGAACGAGUUAAAGAAUUUAAAUUUUAACUAAUAUGUCUAAAAUAUUUGUUGGCAUAAUGUUUAUACGUUCCAAAAUAUCUAUUAUUGAAUAAUUAUUAAUUUCUUCAUUUUGUAUUGCAGUACGUUGAAUCCAAGUGCAAUAUAAAAAAUGAAUAAAUAAGGUAGUUUGUGUAUUUUGUUAUCAUGGUAGAUUUAAAAAACCGAAUUUAGAGGUCGUUGCUGUACAUGAAGAAGAUAUAGAAAACAUAAUCUUUUAAAAUGUGUUGUAAACAGUGUUAUUAAAAAGGCGCUUGAGCGCCUUUUAAGCGCUACUGAGGUAGUAAAGCGUCGUACGUUUCAUAAAUCAACUUAAAAGUUCUCGUUUUAAGCGCUAAAGCGCCACUUUUUAGCGUUGGCCAUACUCGCUUCUUGUCAUGCUCAAGUUCGGCACCGCCACAACCUCCCUAUGCUACUCGGCGCUCGCCUCCACCGCUCCGUAUCUGACUAUCUGCCCUCUGCUCAGCGCUCGUGCUCGCCACUCCAGUGCUCCAGCUCGCUAUCCCUUUGCUGCUCAUGCUCGCCACUACCUCCUUGCUCUCAUCCUUCUCCCCCCUUCCCUGCUGAUCUGCUCAUAUUCUCCUCUGAUUUUGGUUAUGAUGAUGAAGCAACAAACAAUCUCCUCUGAUUUUGGUUAUAAUGAUGAAGCAACAAACAAUAGUGUUGGCUUUGGUGAUGAGUAAGACAAAGACAAGAAUGAUGGUGGUAUAGAUGAUUUGGAUGAUGGUUAUUGAGAUAUGAUAGAGCGAGAUUGAGUAACGCUUGUGUGCUUGCAACUGCGGACAUUGCAUUCCCUUCAGUUGCUUUUGUGCUAUAUUUGUGUCUUUGUGGUUGUGGACAUUGCAUUCUACUUUAGUUGCUUUUGUGCUAUGAUUGUGAUUGUGGACUAUUGCACAUUUCAUUCUACUUUGUUUAUGGUUGUUUACUUGAUAGUUGCUAUUAGUUGAACACUUGAACUUGUGUUAUCGUGGAUUUGCAGUAGUGUGGUUACAGACAUGUUACAUUAUUAUGUGAAAUUUUGUUAUAUUCAUAUUUUUCCAUGUUGUUUAAAAAUACGUUUUAAAGCUCACUUAAACGUUUUAAAGUUUAAAAGUUCUCAUGAGCGCUUCAGCGCUUUAUCGCUUUAAUAAUCUUGGCUUUAAAGGAUAUGGAAUUUUUCUUUAGAGAACAAAAUUUAGAGGACGUUGCUGGAGACUUUCUAGAGCUCUAUAUCGUUAGCAUGCUCAAUGGGGUGUUUGGAUGACUCUAGAUUCUAGCUAUAGUUUAUAAUAUCAAUUUAACUAGUUUUAAAAAUAUUUUUAAUCUAAAUAAUAAAUAAAAUGACUUAUCUAAAUAUCUUUUAAAUGUUUACAACUCCACGAUUUUCUGGACAUCUAAUAAUCCACCAAAAUUUCUAGAGCUGGACCUGUUCUAAACAGGACCUUAGUAGACCUUUUUAGGUAGAAUUUCUAUUCAACUUGUAUAUAGAACGUGCCCAUGGAAAUCCUCUGCGCAAACAACCUUACAGAACUAUAAUAAACAAAUGACAAGGUGGUCAUAAAACUUUAGUGCCGAUAAUGAUUAGCCAGAUUGCGCCCUUACAAAUUAAAGCAUUAUAGUAACCAAAUCUUUUAUUUGCCUGGUACUGUGUUCUGUUGGUCAACUCUAUGAUAAGAUGAUUACCCACACCGUACUAUAUAUAUUGCCUGAUGCUUUGUUUCCCUUUAGCCCAUUACUCGUAUCGUAUCCUUCCUCUAUUCUUGACAUGGAACUUGAGCUUAGUCUGGGGGAUUCUAGAGCUCCAGCAAAGAGCGCUUCCACGCCUGCUGCACUGACUCCUAUACACGCAGGUGCGGGAGGAGAAGGCCAUGAGCUUGCGCUGGAGCUAGGAGUAGGAGCUGCCAAAAGAGCUGAACAAGACAACCAAAAGACACCCGUGCAACCAGAACAUGUGCAGGAAGAAGAAGAAGAGGAAGAAACAUGCCCAUACAGCGAGUCACCUGCCGAGCUGAGCCUCAUCGGCUGCCCUUUGCUGCCUGCGGCCUCAGCAGAAAUAGGGUCCGUGAAUUCUUCAGAGGUGUGCGUGCGACGAGGAUUUGGUGUGGACGCUGUUCUCGUGGAUGGAGGAGACGCAGCACAAGGAAGACCGGCUUUGUCGACUUCGUUCUUGCCUUCGGAGUUUCUCGUUCGGCGGCAGGCUGAUGAUCAAGAAGCUGCUGCAGAGGAUGAGGAGAUGAGUGGGGUUGGCGGGGGAGCGAGGAAGAAGCUGAGGCUGUCCAAGGAGCAGUCUGCGUUCCUGGAGGAUAGCUUCAAGGCGCACAGCACACUGACCCCAAAACAGAAGAGUGAUUUAGCGAAGCGGCUGAAACUUCGACCGCGCCAGGUGGAGGUCUGGUUCCAGAACAGAAGAGCAAGAAGUAAGCUAAAGCAGACGGAGGUGGACUGCGAGUACCUGAAGCGUUGGUGCGAGAAGCUAGCGCAGGAGAACCGGAGGCUGCAGAGGGAGGUGGCGGAGCUGCGGCGUCUUUGCUCCGCCGCCUACCCGUUUUACGGUGCAGCAGCAGGGUUCGGCGUGGCCACAGCCCGAGUGUGCCCUAGCUCAUGCGAUAACGACGUCAGCGAGGCUGCUAUCAGUGGCGCUCCAUCAGCAGCGGCACCACCGCCAUCCACCUUGUUCGCCAGCUGGCCUCCUCAUUUCGGACCCUUCACCGUCGUCGUCCCCCCACUGCUCCGCCGGCAGCCGUCGGCGACGACCUCGUGAUACGUACGUACGGGUGGUGCCGAUGGAAAAAACUAGCUCUCACCUCAUCAAUGGCGUAUAGUGUACUGUGCAUGCAUGCAUGUAUGUAAAAAGGUAGGUAUAUGCUUAAUUUGUACGUAAUUAAAAAACGUAGUGGACAAACAAAUUGAACACGAAUUAAUUGGUAUAUAUGAUGCUUCUCGUGUGGUUGCGUAUAUAAUAAUUGACUCUGCUGCAUGCGGAGCUUUUGCA